AUGGACUUCUUUCUAACUGCUGCUGUUUGUAUCCUGAUCGUCACACGACACACGGUCAGUUCGACUCAUCCAGAUUGUUCCAUCGUUCUUCACCUGCUGAAGAAGGAAAACGAGUGUAGAGUCAAAAUCCAGAACCUUCCCAGCAGGAAUGAAACUGCAGGUUGUGUGACGGAGUGGGACGGACUGAGUUGUUGGCCGACUGCGUCUGAGGGGGACAAUGUCUCCGUCCAAUGUCCUCAGCUGCUGCUGAAGCCUGAAACUCCUCCAGUUCUCAUCAGCAGGACGUGCACAGUCCGAGGGUGGAGCGAACCAAAGCCUCCAUAUUACGAAGCCUGCGUCUCCGAGUCUGAUGAGCAGGAUGAAGAGAUGAUCAGAGAGAAAAAUUACUUCGACACCCUGAGGUGGAUCUACAGCGUUGGUUACGGAGCGUCUCUGGCUGCGCUCCUCGUCGCUCUGCUGCUCUUCUGCUUCUUCAGGAAGCUGCUCUGCACUCGCAACUGCAUCCACCUCAACCUGUUUGUGACCUUCAUGCUCCGGAGUCUCGCUGUGUUCGUCAAAGAUGCUGUGUUGUUCUCCGACAAGAGCACGGACCACUGCACCGUGUCCACACUCUGGUGCAAAGCGGCCGUGACCUUCUUCCACUUCUGUGUGUCGUCCAACUUCUCCUGGCUGCUGGUGGAGGGUCUGUACCUGCAGACGCUGCUGAUCUUCACCUUCACUCAGACCAGGAAGCUCUUCAGGAUCUACGCCGUCAUCGGCUGGGGUUCUCCGACAGCUACGAUUUUAAUCUGGGCGCUGCUGAAAAAACAGCUCCACAACGAAGGGUGUUGGGACGACCUGGAGAGCAGCUUGUGGUGGAUAAUAAAGAUUCCCAUCCUGCUCUCCAUCUUUAUCAACUUCCUCAUCUUCCUGAACAUCAGCAGAAUCAUCGUUCAGAAGACGAAGGCCCCGAACGUGAACCAAAGUGAAACACAACUCUGCAGGAGACUCCUUCACUCCACUCUGCUCCUCAUCCCUCUGUUCGGAGUUCACUACGUGGUGUUCGCCCUGUUCCCCGAACACGUCAGCGUCGGACCUCGACUCUACCUGGAGUUAGUGUUAGGCUCCUUCCAGGGUUUCAUUGUUGCCGUGUUUUACUGUUUUCUCAACGGAGAGGUGAGACAAGUUUCAACACAGAACAAGUUCACUCUCUCAUGUGUUGAGUUAAAAUGA
This is a messenger RNA of Paralichthys olivaceus (Japanese flounder), 1212 nucleotides long. It is a transcript of the gene ghrhr2, whose product is annotated as growth hormone releasing hormone receptor 2. The record is from RefSeq and is a predicted model, not a curated record. Gene Ontology annotation, cellular component: plasma membrane. NCBI's taxonomy places the organism in Eukaryota, Metazoa, Chordata, Actinopteri, Pleuronectiformes, Paralichthyidae. Gene Ontology annotation, biological process: cell surface receptor signaling pathway; adenylate cyclase-modulating G protein-coupled receptor signaling pathway. Gene Ontology annotation, molecular function: peptide hormone binding; G protein-coupled peptide receptor activity.